Molecule: messenger RNA, 1692 nt
Organism: Corylus avellana
Lineage: Eukaryota; Viridiplantae; Streptophyta; Magnoliopsida; Fagales; Betulaceae
Product: UPF0481 protein At3g47200
Source: RefSeq, a predicted model, not a curated record
AAUUUUAAUAGAGGGGGACCAUGGUCAUUUAAUGCGAGUGCCUAACAUAUCAACCCAAAACCAAAUUUUCAUGGGGGAGAAGAACUUCAGCCUGAAUUGUCAUUCAUACCCCCAAUAUUUAUCCCCAUUCUAACAUAUUUCCCUGCUCAACACCAGACUCCUUCCCAUCUACUAUUAAAACUUCCGUGGGCCAUAAACCGGCUUCAACUCCACACCGACAGACAAGAACUCCAAAAUCUACUAUGGGAACUGGAAGCAACUGUGUAGAACAAGAAGGCAGUCACGUCGUUACAAUUUAUGAGGUGGACAAGGAGCGGCUUGCCCAGAUGGAAAAGAGGAUCUAUGAGACCACCCCACAAUUACUAAGCAUAGCCGCCGGUAGAAGCAGUUGUUGCAUCUUCAGAGUCCCCCAGAGCCUAAUCGACAUCAACGGCAAGUCGUACCAGCCCCGAAUAGUUUCCAUCGGACCCUACCACCGCGGCCAGCCUAAUCUCCAAAUGAUGGAGGAGCACAAGUGGCGCUACCUCCGUUCUUUACUCUCCAGGACCAAGGAAGCCAAAGGUAUAACCUUAGAGGACUACUUGAAAUGCAUACACCCACUUGAAAAGAAUGCCAGAGAGUGUUAUUCAGAAACCAUCCAUCUCGGCACCGAUGAGUUCCUCGAAAUGAUGGUUCUCGAUGGUUGUUUUAUGAUUGAAUUGUUUCGCAAGAUUGACAAUACAAAACUGUUCGACCCUGAAGAUCCUCUCGUCACUAUGGGGUGGAUAUUACCGUUUUUCUACAGAGACUUUCUCCGGCUCGAGAAUCAGAUCCCGUUCCUUGUUCUCGAACGGUUGUUUGAAACUUCCAAAACGCCUGACGAGGAGUCCGGCCCGUCCUUGUCGUUGCUCGCUAUGCGAUUCUUCAACAACAUAAUGCAAAGACCCGACCCGGUCAUAGAGAGGUGCCACGAUCUCAAAGGCUUGCAUUUGCUUGACUUGGUUCGGUCAAGUUUUAUCCCGCACAAUGAAGAAUCGCCACCACCGGGGGGAAACACACCGGCCCAUAUCAUUCACUGCGUGUCGAAGCUCCGGCGUGCCGGGAUUCAGCUCAAUCCGGGGGAGGCGGAAAGCUUCUUGUUGGUGAAAUUCAGGUGCGGCGUGAUUGAGAUGCCGAGGAUAACCAUCGACGAUUUCAUGAGCUCCUUGUUGCUCAACUGCGUGGCGUUCGAGCAGUGCCACAACAGUGACUCCAAGCACGUUACCACUUACGCGACUUUGUUGGAUUGCCUUGUGAACACCGCCAAGGACGUCGAGUUCCUUUGUGACAGCAACAUCAUUGAGAAUGACUUUGGCAACGACGCCGAGCUUGCGCGGUUGAUCAACAAUCUGGGGAAGGACGUGGCGUUUGAUAUUAAUCUCUGUUAUUUGUCCAAAUUGUUCAACGAAGUGCACGACUAUUACGGGAACAGUUGGCACGUGCAAUACACCAGCUUCAAGUAUACGUAUUUUAAUACGCCAUGGUCGUUCAUUUCUGCUGCAGCUGCGUUUGUGCUCCUAGUUCUUACGUUUUUGCAGACUUUCUACACCAUCUAUCCAAAGUCUUAAACUCUCCUAUCCGGAUGUUAAAGAGUGUAAAGUUGUUGGAGUUGAGUUCUUGUAUGUAUAUGAAACAUUGAAAUGCUAAUUUGUGGAUGCGGAUGUGAUUUGUUGA